Dibothriocephalus latus is the source of this 1950-nucleotide messenger RNA. NCBI's taxonomy places the organism in Eukaryota, Metazoa, Platyhelminthes, Cestoda, Diphyllobothriidea, Diphyllobothriidae. The record is from the annotation of a GenBank genome assembly.
AUUGUGCUGCAACCGGAGGCAAGCACGUACGAUCCGCGGACUGCCCGACCAACACUCAAAGUUUGUUCUGGUCCCCUUUGCUAUGUAACAAAUCUGCGCACGAGGAUACUUGAUAGGCAGGGCACCACAGUCCUACGAGACGGCCUCUCCACCAAGAUCGAUCUGUCUAACCUCCACUGUCGAGCUUCCGUCAUGCUCAGCACCAGAACAGACCUCGGGGACUCGCGUGUAGACAGGACGAUAGAUCUUAAACCGAUGCAAACAUAUGAGUGCAAAUUGAAAAUGAUUCCGGAAAAAUCGGCAUACGAUCCGCUAACUGACGUGAUUUCACUUGAAAUUUGCCGCGGACCCAACUGCUGGGCAGGGCCUUUCAGAACAAACAUAUCGGACACUAAUAAUCACCUACUCCGUAGCACUCCAAAGAAAGACACCGUGUCCCUGCAGGAACUCUACUGCCGCACAGAGGUCUGCCUAGUUGCACAGGAUCAUGACGAAAAGGCAGAACCAGUCAGACGUAAUAUAACGCUGAAACCCACAGAACAGCUGAAUUGCAGUCAGACGGAUAUAUACGUCACUCCAGCCUCGGCAACUAAGUCCAUUUCUCUCUGCUCGUUCACAUCUGCCAAGCAGAGGGAUAUAUUUGCCAAUGAGGACGUCUAUAACACCUACUUUGAGGGCAUUCGGUGCAAAAGUUCCGUCCCCGGUGUCAGAUUCACCAAACGCCAUCUGCAACUUCCAGCUGAUAAUUUAUCAAAGCAAGAUUAUAGCAUUGAUUGCAAGCUGUAUGGAUGUCACUGGAAGUUUCGAAUUUUAAAACAACCAGAAAGACUCUUGUUCAAUCCCGAACGAAAAUACUAUGGGACAGAUCAUGACAAAGUUACUUUGCAGGCAUGCCUUGGCCCACACUGUUACGAGGAACCUCUACACACAAAAGUGUUUGAUCGAUAUGGCGUCUUGCUCACCGAACAAACUAAACCAGUUCUUCUACCAAAUUCGUAUCUCUGCGUCUCGGAGCUUGUUAUUGUCGUCAAAUCACCACGAGAUUCACAGAAUCUUACGCGAAACCUCACGAUCUCGCCGAUGAGGAGCUGCAGAUGCGAAGUGCAGCCCAUAUAUCAAACUCCGAAAAUGGCCCUGCGACCAGUACAAUUAUGCCAACCACACAACGCAUCAGCAUUUAAAGCGGUACUCCAAGGUAGGGCCUACGAAGAGGUUUUCAAACACAGCGUUUGCAACAGCUCAUGUGUCGGAUUGAAACUGGAAAAAGCGACAGCAACCUUUGAGAAUAUCAGCUUCCUCCCUAAACCUCCCGCAUCGCCGAGGUGUCAGGUCUCCUGCAGGUUGCAUGACUGUCGGUGGAACGUGGACUUGAUUGUAGAGGAUGAAAAACUGGUGCCAAAGUCACCCAAGUCUUCUUACAACCCUAAACUGGACGAAAUUGAGAUGCAGCUCUGUUUGAGCAAGAAGUGUCGCUCUGAGGGCUUAAGCAUUUCCAUUCUGAGUGAAGAUGGCAUGGUUCUUGCAACCCACCUGCGUGGUGCCUUCUCUCUGAAGCUGUUUUUCUGCCAACCAGGGCUCAUAUUAGAAGGCCAAGUAGAUGGUGAACCCGAGAGGCGACAAACGCGCAUCAAGUUAGCACCAGUGCUUACUUACAACUGCAGUGAGGAGUCUCGCAUCUUGACACCUGUUGAGGCUACCAGAAUACAACGCCUAUGUUCUUCCCGUGACCAGGGCAUAAAGAGCGUUCUGAGUGUUGACAAGGUCUACAUUAGAGUCUUCAACGACGCCAACUGUACCACAACUUCAGCGGCCGUAAAUAUCUCGGCAGCCAUGGCAGUUCUGCCGGAGGCUCCGCCUUCUGACGAGAAGUACAGCUUUGACUGCAGGCUUUUGGCUUGUAAAUGGAAUUUGGACAUGUUUGUGGAGCAUGAACGUGAGUACUCCCGCUAG